AUGCGCGCCCGCUGUCGGACAUUGCAAAACUCAAACAGUGGACGAUACAGAGAAUGGAGGGGCAAUUCAGAAAAGAGGCUGAAAGGCGAUCGUUCCUCAACAUUUCAGGAUUCUUACCGCAUGAAGGAUCUCGAGCCCGAAAAGACAUUAGAGCAAACGCCGGAGGAAGAAACUCAGGAUCUCACCUCUACACUCGCAGAUACUCUCGAGAGGCUUGAAAAUACAGACGAAGCAACUGUUGUCUCUCCGAUAUCUGACACGGUUAUUGCUUUACCGAACCGUCAGGGUAUGACUUCGAUUCCUUCUGAGAGAAACUUGGUCCCCGACACGUCCCUUGCGGAGAAAUUGAAAGAGAUGUUUCGAAAUUCCAAAAAACUUUACGAGAUGCCUAUCCGCGGUGCGGUCUUCAGAUGCGGCGACAAGACUGUAGCAAAAGUUGUGCGCAUGAGCCACCCCGAUACUACCGGAUAUACAUCUCUGGAGUAUCUCCCACAGCACGCACCCGACUUCCCGGCACCGCGACCCUAUGGCCUCGUCACUCUUGGCCGAAGCAGUGUAAAGUCUCUGCUCAAAAUCAGCUUGAUGACAUCUUUCACAGACUCUCCCCCAGGUGGCGUGGCUACGGAGGGCGUCAAGGACCUACAUCGAGAAGAUUACAGGAGUGAUCGGGCCAUUACCACGGGCGCCGGUUUCGAAGAUUGGAAACUCGUUCUCCGAGUUCCUGACCAACCAUUACAUCGACUAUCUCCAUAG
Messenger RNA from Exophiala oligosperma, 753 nucleotides. RefSeq lists its product as uncharacterized. Lineage: Eukaryota; Fungi; Ascomycota; Eurotiomycetes; Chaetothyriales; Herpotrichiellaceae. The coding region runs from base 1 to 753 and encodes 250 amino acids. The record is from RefSeq and is a predicted model, not a curated record. The transcript has 2 exons.